AGUUGUCAUUGACAGUUGUCUAUGUUCUAAAAUUCUUUUUCCUCGUUCUUCGUUUACCGUAUCGGAGGUUAUAAUCAUGACUCGCAAACGCCGUAACGGAGGACGCGCCAAGCACGGCCGUGGCCAUGUAAAGGCUGUGAGGUGCACCAACUGCGCACGAUGCGUGCCAAAGGACAAGGCGAUCAAGAAGUUCGUGAUUAGGAAUAUUGUUGAGGCCGCCGCUGUAAGGGAUAUUAACGAAGCCUCCGUUUACACAUCAUUCCAGCUGCCAAAGCUGUACGCAAAGCUCCACUACUGUGUUUCAUGCGCGAUCCACAGUAAGGUGGUGCGCAACAGGUCGAAGAAGGACAGGCGUAUCCGCACACCGCCCAAGAGCAACUUCCCACGUGAUAUGGCUCGCCCACAGAACGUUGUUAGGAAGUAAACAAUAAAAUGUAAAAACAUCAA
Pectinophora gossypiella (pink bollworm) is the source of this 447-nucleotide messenger RNA. It is a transcript of the gene RpS26, whose product is annotated as 40S ribosomal protein S26. The transcript has 3 exons. NCBI's taxonomy places the organism in Eukaryota, Metazoa, Arthropoda, Insecta, Lepidoptera, Gelechiidae. The record is from RefSeq and is a predicted model, not a curated record. Gene Ontology annotation, cellular component: cytosolic small ribosomal subunit; ribosome. Bases 77 to 424 code for a protein of 115 amino acids. Gene Ontology annotation, biological process: translation. Gene Ontology annotation, molecular function: structural constituent of ribosome; mRNA binding.